AUGCUGAAGCCGCUGACACAGCGUUUAGGUGGCUAUGUAUGCAGGACCUGCCGAGCUUCGCUACUCGUCCCCAAACGACGACACUAUGCCUCCUCUGCCACUCCGGAGAUCUACGAUGUGGUCACAGUCGGCGGUGGUCCUGUGGGACUUGCACUUCUCGCUGCUUUGAAAGCGUCACCGAAGACCAAGCACCUGAGAACAGCACUCAUCGAGUUUCAAGACUUGGCAAAGCAGCAAUCAUGGAGCAUGGCCUCAGAUCAUUUCUCGAAUCGCGCCAGUAGUCUAACGCCAGCAUCAGUGGAGUUUCUAGAACAGUCCGGCACUUGGAGUCACAUCGAGCAGGAACGAAUUCAGCCGUACAAUGCGAUGCAAGUAUGGGAUGCUAGCAAUGAUGCAGUCAUGCGAUUCGACUGGAGAGCCGAAGCUCAACGCUACAACGCUCCACCAAGGGUUGUUGCUACGAUGACUGAGAACGCCAACUUGACGCGUGCGCUACUGAACAGGAUCCACGAACUGAAUGCAGGGGACUCCUUGAUGGUCAACACGAAAGUCGGAUCCGUUGAGAUGGGAGAAAACGAGCCAGAUGGGGCGGAUCUUUCGAGCUGGCCUACACUGUCUCUGGAGCCUAGCGCGCCCAAAAUCGCCGCAAGACUUCUCGUCGGUGCAGAUGGCUUCAAUUCGCCGGUACGCGCUUUUGCAGGCAUCAGCUCCCAUGGCUGGGACUACCACCGUCACGGAGUUGUGGCAACUCUCAAGGUUGCUAACCCAAUGCUACUGGAAGAGUCUGGAACCUCAGUUGCCUACCAGCGGUUUCUGCCCCAAUUGGGUGGCCCAAUUGCGAUCCUGCCACUCCCGAAUGGUCACGCCUCUCUGGUCUGGUCCACAACGCCAGCAAAUGCUUCAUUCCUCAAGUCCAUCGAGCCCGCAGCCUUCGUCGCUAUGGUCAAUGCUGCGGUCCGAUGCAGCGAGACCGAUCUCGUGUACAUGACUGGCCUCGGAACACAGUCCACGCAACAAAUUGUAUCAGAAUAUAACUGGCGAAAUGAACAUACUAAGCCAACGGACACAGAGACGCUGGUGCCAGAAGUCCUAGAAGUGCAAGAGAACUCGGUCGCAUCCUUCCCUCUCCGGUUCCGCCAAGCCACGACACUGACUGGUCCUCGAAUCGCCCUCGUUGGCGACGCAGCACAUACAAUUCAUCCCCUUGCUGGUCAGGGCCUCAACCUUGGUUUAGCCGAUGCACGGUGGCUGGCUGAGACUAUUGCGUACGCGGUCGAGCACGGCAUGGAUCUCGGAGACAGUUUCGCAUUAGAACGAUACAGCUCGGAUCGGUUUGGUAAGGGACUUCUCAUGGGUGGCAGCGUCGAUGCUCUCAACUGGAUCUACCAGCUCGGGUCCGGAGACGGCAUGCUCUCCAGUCUGUUCAGCAACGCCCGUGGCCUCGGCAUGAAGGCUUUCAGCAGCAAUAUCGCCGAGCAGACUGGCCUCAAAGGGGCGAUCAUGCGGGUGGCGGAGGGUGCUUGA
Molecule: messenger RNA, 1524 nt
Organism: Cyphellophora attinorum
Lineage: Eukaryota; Fungi; Ascomycota; Eurotiomycetes; Chaetothyriales; Cyphellophoraceae
Product: Ubiquinone biosynthesis monooxygenase COQ6, mitochondrial
Exons: 2
Coding region: 1-1524 (507 amino acids)
Biological process (GO): ubiquinone biosynthetic process
Cellular component (GO): mitochondrion
Molecular function (GO): 2-octaprenyl-6-methoxyphenol hydroxylase activity; FAD binding; oxidoreductase activity, acting on paired donors, with incorporation or reduction of molecular oxygen, NAD(P)H as one donor, and incorporation of one atom of oxygen
Source: RefSeq, a predicted model, not a curated record